GCUGCUGGAGGCAUGGGGUUGAGCCAGGAGAGAGCUGCUUUCUGCCGUGGGCCAGGGGUUUGCAGUGUGCCGGCCCGCUGCGUGGGAGUUUUCCUCCUGCUCCUGGGAAUCUGGGACACUUGUGCGCAAAGUGAAUUCCAAACUUCCUCGGUGUAUUUGUGGAAGACCGGUCCGUGGGGGAGAUGCAUGGGGGAUGAAUGUGGUCCAGGUGGCAUCCAGACACGAGCGGUGUGGUGCGCCCACGUGGAGGGCUGGACCACGCUGCCCACAAACUGCAAGCACCAGGAGAGGCCAGACAACCAGCAGAGCUGUUUUCGGGUCUGUGACUGGCACAAGGAGCUGUACGACUGGCAGAUUGGCAGCUGGAACCAGUGCCGGCCUGUUCUUUCCCGCAGCCAUGAGAAACCCCUGGAGUGCCACAGAGGGGAGGAAGGGAUCCAGACAAGGGAUAUCACCUGUAUCCAGAAGUCCAACGGGGUGCCAGCUGAGGAUGCAAUCUGUGAAUACUUUGAGCCCAAGCCCCGCCAGGAGCAGGCAUGUCUCAUCCCAUGCCGCCAGGACUGCAUCGUGGCAGAAUUUGCUCCCUGGUCAGAGUGCUCCAAGAGCUGUGGCAAUGGGCUCCAGCAUCGAACUCGGCACGUUGUGGCUCCACCACAGUUUGGUGGCUCCGCUUGUCCUAAUCUCACCGAGUUUCAGAUCUGCCAGUCUAGUCCCUGCACUGCUGAAGAAAGCCUCUACAGCCUAAACGUGGGACCCUGGAGCACGUGCUCAGUGCCCCAUUCCAGACAAGUAAGGCAAGCGAGGAAACGGGGGAAGAACAAAGACAAGGAAAAGGACCGAGAGAAGGCAGUCCGGGAUCCUGAGGCUCAUGAGUUAAUUAAGAAGAAGAGGAAUCGAAACAGGCAGAAUAGACAGGAAAACAAAUACUGGGACAUACAAAUUGGAUACCAAACCAGACAGGUCACAUGUACCCACAGAAAUGGGAAAACUACUGCUUUGAGCUUUUGCAAGCAAGACAAGUUUCCCAUCACGUUCCAAUCCUGUGUGAUCACGAAGGAAUGUCAGGUGUCAGAGUGGUCAGAAUGGACCCCCUGCUCCAAAACCUGCUUUGACAUGACAACCCCUAAAGGGAAUCGUACAAGAUCACGGACCAUUAAACAGCUCCCUAUUGGCAGUGAAAGUGAAUGCCCACAGCUAGAAGAAAUAGAGCAGUGUGUUACUCAAGGAGAUGGUGUAGCACCGUGCAUCACGUAUGGCUGGCGGACCACAGAGUGGACAGAAUGCCGCGUUGAUCCUCUCCUUAGCCAGCAGGACAAGAGGCGAGGGAAUCAGACAGCACUGUGUGGAGGUGGCAUCCAAACCCGAGAAAUAUACUGUGUGCAAGCUAAUGAAAACCUUCUCUCCUAUUUAAAUACCCUCAAGGAAAAAGAAGAAAGUCAGUCACAGAGCAAGUCGAAGGCUAGUGCUGCACCUCUGCUAUCCAUCACUUUUGAAAUAACAGCCUCAAGACCAGUGGACCGUAGGCUGUGUACAGGACCUCUUCCCAGCACCUCCCAGCUGUGCCACAUCCCCUGCCCUACAGAGUGUGAGACCUCAGCAUGGUCAGCCUGGGGACCGUGCACCUAUGAAAGCUGUGAUGACCCUCAGGCCAAGAAGGGUUUUAAACUAAGGAAACGGCGCAUCACUAACGAGCCCACGGGAGGAACGGGAAACUGCCCUCACCUGCUGGAAGCCAUCCCGUGUGAAGAGCCCUCCUGCUAUGACUGGAGAAUUGUGGGGCUGGAGGAGUGCAUUCCUGACAAUGAGAAGCCAUGUGGCCCUGGGACUCAGGUUCCUGUUGUCGUCUGCAUCAACAGUGAUGGAGAAGAGGUUGACAGACAGCUGUGUAGAGAUGCAAUCUACCCAAUCCCGGUUGUCUGCGAAGCUCCUUGCCCAAAGGACUGUGUGCUCAGCAUGUGGUCUUCAUGGUCCUCCUGCUCACACACCUGCUCCGGCAAAACCACAGAAGGGAAGCAGAUGCGUGCCCGCUCCAUUCUGGCAUAUGCAGGUGAAGGAGGAAUACAGUGCCCAAAUAGUAGUGCCCUACAGGAAACACGGAGCUGUAAUGAACACUCUUGCACUGUGUAUCAUUGGCAGACUGGCCCGUGGGGACAGUGCAUAGAGGAUACGUCUGUGUCUGCUUUCAACUCUUCUGCCAGCUGGAACGGGGAGGCCACCUGUUCCGUGGGGAUGCAGACAAGAAAGGUCAUCUGUGUGAGAGUCAACGUGGGACAAGUGGGUCCUAAAAAAUGCCCUGAGAGCCUCCGACCAGAAACAGUGAGGCCUUGUCUGCUUCCCUGUAGGAAAGACUGUAUUGUGACUCCGUUCAGUGAAUGGACAUUGUGUCCUUCUUCAUGUCAAGAAGGGGGUACCACAGUAAAGAAGCAGUCCCGGCACCGAGUCAUCAUCCAGCUCCCUGCCAACGGUGGUCGAGAGUGCCCAGAAUCCUUGUUUGAGGAAAAGGAGUGUGAAGCUUCUCCCAUCUGCCACAGCUACAGGUGGAAGACGCACAAGUGGCGCAGGUGCCAGCUGGUACCAUGGUACGUGCGCCAGGACAGUCCAGGAGCACAUGAGACUUGUGGACCUGGGCUACAAGCAAGAGCAAUUACAUGUCGCAGGCAAGACGGAGGGCAGGCUGACAUCAGUGAGUGCCUUAAAUACUCUGGCCCAUUACCACCCUUAACUCAGGAGUGCCAGAUUCCCUGCCAAGAUGACUGUCAGUUUACAAACUGGUCAAAAUUUUCAUCCUGUAAUGGGGACUGUGGAGGAGUCAGGACAAGAAAACGCACCCUUGUUGGAAAAAGUAAGAAAAGAGAUAAAUGCAAAAAUUCUCAGCUGUAUCCUCUGAUUGAGACUCAGUUUUGCCCAUGUGACAAGUACAGUGCUCAGCCUGUGGGAAACUGGUCAGACUGUAUUUUACCAGAGGGGAAGCCAGAAGUCUUGCUGGGCAUGAAGGUACAAGGAGACAUCAAGGAGUGUGGACAAGGCUAUCGCUACCAGGCCAUGGCCUGCUAUGACCAGAACAAUCGACUCGUGGAAACAUCUCGAUGCAACAGCCAUGGUUAUAUUGAGGAAGCCUGUAUUAUUCCAUGUCCCUCAGACUGCAAGCUCAGUGAGUGGUCCAACUGGUCUCGCUGUAGUAAAUCCUGUGGGAGUGGGGUAAAGGUUCGGUCUAAAUGGCUCCGUGAAAAGCCCUACAAUGGUGGAAGACCCUGUCCAAAGCUAGAUCAUGUCAAUCAGGCUCAGGUAUAUGAGGUGGUUCCCUGCCACAGUGACUGCAGCCAGUACGUGUGGGUCACUGAACCCUGGAGCAUCUGCAAAGUGACCAAUGUGGACUUAAAAGAGAACUGUGGAGAAGGUGUUCAGACGAGGAAAGUCAGGUGCAUGCUGAACACUGUGGAUGGUCCUUCAGACACUGUAGAGGAUUAUCUGUGUGAUCCUGAAGAGAUGCCACUUGGUGCUAGAAAAUGCACAUUACCUUGUCCUGAGGACUGUGUUAUGUCUGAAUGGGGACCAUGGUCUCGAUGUUCAUUGCCAUGCAAUGGAAGUAGCAUCCGUGAAAGGUCAGCUGAAUCCCUGAGACAACCAGAUGAUGGAAAGUCUUGUCCUGCUGCCAGUGAGACAGAAGUCUGCACUUUGAACAAAAACUGCUACCACUAUGACUACAACGUGACAGACUGGAGCACGUGCCAGCUCAGUGAGAAGGCUGUCUGUGGUAGUGGGACCAAGACACGGAUGCUCGAUUGUGUUCGCAGUGAUGGCAAAUCGGUUGACCUGAAGUACUGUGAAGAGCUUGGUUUGGAGAAGACAUGGCAAAUGAAUAUGUCCUGUGUGGUGGAAUGUCCUGUGAACUGUCAGCUCUCUGACUGGUCCCCUUGGUCUGAGUGCUCUCAAACAUGUGGCCUUACAGGUAAAAUGAUCAGAAGGAGGACCAUAAAUCAGCCAUUUCAGGGUGAUGGGAGACCUUGUCCCUCUCAGAUGGAACAAUUCAAACCCUGCCCAGUAAAACCUUGUUAUCGAUGGCAAUAUGGUCAAUGGUCUCCAUGCAAAGUAGAGGAUGCUCAAUGUGGAGAGGGAACGCGAGUGAGGAAUAUUUCCUGUGUGGUUUUUGAUGGAUCCAUUGAAGAUGUUGGCAAAGUAGUAGAUGAUGAAUUCUGUGGAGAAAUAGAGCCCAUUAUAGAUGGCAAUAAGAAGAUGAUACUUGAGGAAACCUGCACUGUCCCUUGUCCAGGGGAUUGUUACUUGAGAGAGUGGUCGGAAUGGAGCCUUUGCCAGCUAACCUGUGUUAAUGGUGAGGAUCUUGGCUUUGGAGGGAUACAAGUCCGAUCUCGGGCAGUGAUCAUUCAGGAUUUAGAGAAUCAACAUCUCUGUCCAGAACAGGCUUUGGAAACAAGACCAUGCAAUGAUGGCCAGUGCUAUGAAUACAAGUGGAUGGCUAGCCCAUGGAAGGGAUCUUCUCGAACCGUGUGGUGCCAAAGGUCAGAUGGUUUAAACGUCACAGGGGGCUGUUUAGUGAUGCGCCAACCAGAUGCUGACAGGUCAUGUAACCCACCCUGCAGUCAACCCCAUGCUUACUGCAGUGAGACUAGAACGUGCGGUUGUGAAGACGGAUACACUGAAGUGAUGUCCUCCGAUGGCACACUCGAGCAGUGCACUCUUAUCCCAGUGGUGGUGAUCCCCACCCUGGAGGACAAAAAGGGAGAUGUGAAAACCAGUCGAGCUGUGAACCCCACCCAGCCCUCCACUAACCAGUCAGGACGAGGAAGGACUUGGUUUCUACAGCCUUUUGGGCCAGAUGGGAGGCUGAAGACCUGGGUUUAUGGUGUAGCUGCUGGUGCAUUUGUUUUACUCAUCUUUAUUGUUUCUAUGAUCUAUCUAGCCUGCAAAAAGCCAAAGAAGCCCCAGAGAAGGCAGAACAACCGACUGAAACCUUUAACCUUGGCUUAUGAUGGAGAUGCAGAUAUGUAA
This is a messenger RNA of Calypte anna (Anna's hummingbird), 5007 nucleotides long. RefSeq names its product thrombospondin type 1 domain containing 7A (gene THSD7A). Gene Ontology annotation, biological process: actin cytoskeleton organization. Gene Ontology annotation, cellular component: plasma membrane. NCBI's taxonomy places the organism in Eukaryota, Metazoa, Chordata, Aves, Apodiformes, Trochilidae. The transcript is spliced from 29 exons. Bases 13 to 5007 code for a protein of 1664 amino acids. The record is from RefSeq and is a predicted model, not a curated record.